AUGAGCCGUGAGUUAGAUGCUAGGAUAUAUAAAUGCUAUAUAUAUUUAUUUGAUGGGUUCUAUUCCCUUCUCUUCUUCAACAGAGGUCCACCUCCCGUAUCUGCUCCUCGCAAACUCCUGGAAUCCCCGGCGCAUGAUGUCCCGGAGUUCCUGCAUCUCCCCGCGUAUGGACUCGGAUACUUGCGCAAGCUUCCUCGCCAUGGAUUCCGAUUCCUGCUCAACCUUCUGCUGAAGCUCCCUUCGCCCCUAGCGACCCUCGAUCUGGAGCAGGUUUUGCGACUCCUUGAGCUAGCCAAUAUCUGCCAGGAUCACGCUGCGGUCAUCUCCAAUGGCACGAAGCUACUGGUCGUGCUCGACAAGACGAUCCAGGACCUCCCGUAUCUGCUGCCUUGUAGCGUCGUCGGCGACCUCUGUUGA
Linum trigynum is the source of this 417-nucleotide messenger RNA. NCBI's taxonomy places the organism in Eukaryota, Viridiplantae, Streptophyta, Magnoliopsida, Malpighiales, Linaceae. The record is from the annotation of a GenBank genome assembly.